Rubroshorea leprosula is the source of this 3755-nucleotide messenger RNA. The record is from the annotation of a GenBank genome assembly. Lineage: Eukaryota; Viridiplantae; Streptophyta; Magnoliopsida; Malvales; Dipterocarpaceae.
GGUUUGAAAAAAUCAAUCGUCUCCCUACUCUCCGUUCAUGUCAUCCACCGCCAAACGCCAAAAAACCAUUUCCUGACGAAACGUUCAACUUUGCUUCAAAAUCACAGGACUCCUUGGACAUGUCGUGGUCUCUUGUCCUCCUCUUCUUCUCUCCUUUCCUAAAUUUAUGAAUAUUGAAGAAAAGGAGGGAAAAACAGAAAUCCAUCUUCAGAAUUUCAAUACUGCAUCCCAAAGUUCACACCUUUCUUUCUCAAAAUCUGCAAUUCAUUAUAUCUGUUAGGUUUUAGCAGUGAAACAAGAAGCAUGAACAUAAACUUUUCCCACCCACUUUGUUAUUGAUUCAUGGGUCUUACAACGACAACAAUGUUGCACUUAGAAUCUUGUGGCCAAACUCCCAAGGCGUAUGACUUUAUUAAACAAAAGUGCCAUGGGAGGACAACUUCUUGUGCAUCAUGGUUUCCCAGGGGUUGUUUUAAUAGGCCACACACCCAUAACCUGUUCAUAGACUCGGCUUUGUAUGCAAUACGUGAUGGAAGAAUGAUUAAUUGCUCUCUUGUUUCAAAAAGUAUAUUUGUUGGCACUUCCCUUUUAACAUCCUCACUAUUUCAUCAGAGAGAACUCAGUUUCUCCAAUAAUAGACUUGUUCAACGGGGAAGAUCACGGAUUUAUGCUACUGUUGAUGUUGCUGGUGCUGUUGAGGUUAUCAAUGAUUUAGGAUUGGAUACCUUGACUUUCUUAGCUGUGACAGUCCUGAUUGUUCCUGCAUUCAAAAUCAUUAGAGCAAGCCCUAUACUUGGUUUCUUCUUUGCUGGUGUUGUGUUGAAUCAGUUUGGAUUGAUUAGAAAUCUUACAGAUGUUAAAGUCCUUUCAGAGUGGGGGAUCCUUUUCCUGUUGUUUGAGAUGGGUUUGGAGCUUUCCCUUGAUCGUCUAAAAGCUCUUGCAAAAUUUGCUUUUGGUAUGGGGUUUACUCAGGUUAUGUUAUCCACUCUUGCUUUCACAGCAUUCGAACUUCCACCUAAUGGAGCUAUUGGAACAAGAAUUCUUGAGUUCCUUUUUCACUCUAGGCCUGACCUGGUUAACAUCAGAAGCAUUGAUGAGGCCUUGGUGAUUGGUGCUGCUCUAUCUUUGUCUUCUUCUGCUUUUGUUCUGCAGCUUCUUGCAGAGAAGGGUGAGCUGCCAACACGAUUUGGCUCUGCAACUUUGGGGAUACUUCUUUUACAGGAUAUAGUAGUUGUCCCUCUCUUAGUCAUACUUCCAGUGCUUGAGGGCCAGAAUCUAAUUGGGGAAAGCAUUUGGCCAAUGCUUGCUAAAGAGAGUUUAAAGGCUUUAGGUGGUCUUGGUCUGCUCUCCCUUGGAGGAAAAUAUAUUCUUAGGCGCGUUUUUGAGUUUGUUGCUGAAACAAGAAGCUCGGAAGCCUUUGUAGCUCUCUGCCUGCUAACUGUUGCUGGGACUUCACUUCUGACCCAGCAGUUGGGCUUCAGUGACACGCUUGGAGCAUUUUUGGCUGGGGCAUUACUAGCAGAAACAAAUUUCAGAACACAGAUAGAAGCUGAUAUAAGGCCAUUCAAAGGUUUACUCCUUGGAUUAUUUUUUGUGACCACUGGGACUUCUAUUGAUAUGCAGCCGAGAAGUGUCCUAAUGGGAACUGCACCACGCCAAGAUGGAGCUCUUGAAAUCACUAAUUCAAUUCUUCUGUUUGAUGUCUUCAAAAUCACUUUACCUUAUUUACCAAUGAAAUGGCUAAAACGCAUACCACUGCCACCACCUUCUCUAACUCGUCCACGCUCUUUCGCUCCCUUCGCAUCUAGCACUACGCCACAGAAUGCGUCAUCAUCUGCUCUGCUUGACGAAUUCACCAAUCUAUGUUAUCAGAAAGACCUCCCGAGAGCCGUGAGGACCAUGGCAGCCAUGGAAAGGUAUGGCAUUUCAGCUGAUUCCAUCACAUACUCCGAGCUUAUUAAGUGCUGCAUGGCCCGUGGUGCGGUUGCAGAGGGAAAAAUGGUUCACAAGCACGUUUUCUCAAAUGGGUAUGAGCCCAAGACGUUUCUUGUCAACAUUCUCAUCAAUAUGUAUGUUAAGUUCAACUUAUUAGAGGAAGCACGAGCAUUGUUUGACGAAAUGCCUGAGAGGAAUGUUGUCUCUUGGACCACGAUGAUAUCUGCUUAUGCCAAUGCGAAGUUCAAUCAAAAGGCCUUGGCGUUUUUGGUUCUCAUGCUUAGAGAAGGUGUGAGGCCUAAUAUGUUUACUUACUCUUCAGUCUUGAGGGCGUGUGAAGGGUUGUUGAAUCUUAAACAGCUUCACUGUGGUAUAAUUAAAGUUGGGUUGGAAUUGGAUGUUUUUGUCAGGAGCGCUCUCGUUGAUAUUUACUCAAAAUUCGGGGACUUACAGGAUGCACUCUGUGUUUUCAAUGAGAUGAGGACAGGGGACUUGGUGGUUUGGAAUUCGAUUAUUGGGGCUUUUGCUCAAAACAGUGAUGGUGAUGAAGCUCUGAAUCAAUAUAGGAGGAUGAAGAGAGAUGGUUUUUCAGCAGAUCAAUCUACACUGACCAGUGUUUUGAGAGCCUGCACUGGGUUAGCCCUGCUUGAAGUGGGGAGACAAGUGCAUGUUCAUGUGUUUAAAUUUCAUCAAGAUUUGAUACUCAACAAUGCACUUUUGGAUAUGUACUGCAAGUGUGGUAGUUUGGAAGAUGCAAAGUUUGUCUUCAAUCGGAUGGCAGAGAGAGAUGUGAUCUCUUGGAGUACCAUGAUUGCAGGAUUAGCCCAAAAUGGGCAGAGCCAAGGGGCACUGAAAUUUUUUGAGUCAAUGAAAGUUUCAGGAAUAAAGCCAAACUAUAUUACUAUUCUGGGGGUUCUGUUUGCUUGUAGCCAUGCUGGACUUGUGGAAGAAGGAUUGUACUAUUUUCAAUCAAUGAAAAACCUUUUUGGGAUUGAUCCUGGAAGGGAACACUAUGGUUGCAUGAUUGAUCUUCUUGGAAGGGCUGGGAAGCUUGAUGAGGCACUGAAUUUGAUGCAAGAAAUGAAAUGUGAACCAGAUGCUGUGAUAUGGAGAACUUUACUUGGUGCAUGCAGGGUUCACCGGAAUGUGGACCUAGCUAUAUAUGCUGCUAAACAGAUUCUAAAGCUAGAUCCCCAAGAUUCAGGAACCUAUAUACUGCUGUCUAAUAUUUAUGCAAACUCUCAAAGAUGGGAGGAUGUCUCAGAAAUUAGGAGGGCAAUGAGAGACAGGGGAAUCACAAAAGAGCCGGGGUGUAGUUGGAUUGAAGCAAAUAAGCAGAUUCAUGCUUUCAUUUUAGGAGAUAACUCACAUCCACAAAUUAAAGAUAUCAACAGGAAGCUGAAUCACUUGAUUCAUGAAUUGAUGGGAAUCGGUUAUGUUCCUGACACCAAUUUUGUCUUGCAAGAUCUUGAGAGGGAACAAAGAGAAGACUCACUUAGAUACCAUAGUGAGAAAUUGGCUAUUGUCUUUGGUUUAAUGAGCUUGUCAAGGGGGAACGCCAUUAGGAUAAGGAAAAAUCUUAGGAUCUGUGGAGACUGUCAUACCUUUGCAAAGCUUGUAGCAAAAAUGGAGAAUUGCCUUAUUGUCAUUAGAGAUCCUAUUCGUUACCAUCAUUUUAAGGAUGGGGUUUGCACUUGCGGUGACUAUUGGUAGAAAAUGGCUGAGUUUCAAUGAACAUUUUCUAUCUUAUUUUUCAGCCUUGAAUUUUGACUGGUAAAACAGUACAAAAUGUUGUGGAUGAUUAAAAAUUGAGGAAUAUC